Molecule: messenger RNA, 2957 nt
Organism: Phragmites australis (common reed)
Lineage: Eukaryota; Viridiplantae; Streptophyta; Magnoliopsida; Poales; Poaceae
Product: replication protein A 70 kDa DNA-binding subunit C-like
Exons: 18
Coding region: 852-2639 (595 amino acids)
Biological process (GO): DNA repair; DNA recombination; DNA replication
Cellular component (GO): nucleus
Molecular function (GO): DNA binding
Source: RefSeq, a predicted model, not a curated record
UUUUUUUUUGCUUCAGCGCGUGGCUUCCUUGGGUGUGUUCUUCUGCUUCUCGCCGUUGUUUUCCGUCUCAUUUUCCUGCUUGUUGUGUCCAGCCGAUUUAGUUCUUAGAUGUUUGCACUUUGGGGUCCCAUUGUUGGUUCUUGUUUGUGAUGUUGCCUUGUUCUCUUUACUCUUUGUUGUUUCCUCUCUAUGGUUCGCCAUGGGUUCUUGCUACCUCAUCUUGUGGUUUCCCUGCGUGUGUUCUUGCGGUGCCGCUCCUUCCUUUUGCUUCCAUCUUCGUACCUCGCUAUGGAUCUUGCUGCUUGUUGCCCCUAUUGCGUUUAGUUCCUAGGUUACAGUCGGAUUUUUGUUGGACAUGUUUUUUUUUGGGUUAUUUCGGUUCUCGCCUCUCUCUUGUCUAAAAGCCAGUGGCGCAUUGGGGCGGUUUAUGGAUCCGGCCAUCGGCUUUGUUUUCUCCGUACCUUUUUUUUUGGGUUCGUUCUAGGUUGUUGGAUCGAUUGGCCGAUCCCCGGCUUUGUUUUUGCUUCAGCGCGUGGCUUCCUUGGCUCCAAAGUUCACCCCUUCACGUCUUGUUGCUGUCUUCCUUUGUGGUGGUGUGCUCUCGCUGGUUCCUCUUGGGAUUUUGCACGCCGAAUUAGCAUGGAGGGUGUGGGUUGAGGCUGGAGGGAGUGGUGUAGGGUGGGUGCCAGUUUCAUUCGGUUGCGGUCGCUGCUCCGGCCAGAAGGAUUCCCAAUUGCAGGUGGCCACUUUUGUGUUCUUUGUAUGGUCCUUUUACCUCCCAUUCUCUGGUUUUCUCAAGCUGUUGCUUAGCUGGUGUCCCUUCCGUUGGGGUCUAAGCUGUUGACACGAAGAUGUCAAUCUGUAUGCUGAAAGAUAUACACCCGCGGGGUAGACACUGGACUGUCUGCACAAGGGUGUCAAGGAUGUGGGAUUAUCGCGGAGGCACCGAUGAUGAUGAUAUACGCCAUCUUGACCUUGUCCUCCUAGAUGCUGAAGGCACUGCCAUAUAUGCUGAGAUUGGAUCGGAUAAUGUGAAGGACAAGAAACCUUUGCUUGCUGAAGGGAAUAUCUACAUGUUCAAGAGAUUUAGGGUCCUCAACUCUAAAUCUUCUUACAGACCUGUUGAUUCAGAAUACAUGAUUCAGAUCACCUGCCACACUUUGAUUGAAGAAAGUAAUGCCUUCCAAACUGACUUUCCAUUGUACACAUAUAAUCUCACUAAAUUCCCUGAUUUACCUGCGCUUGUUGGUGAGACCAAGUACUUUGUUGAUGUUAUUGGCCUGAUCACAGAGGUUACUGAUCCAGUCACAGUCCAGCUCCAUAACCAGAGCAAGCCUACAGUCCGAAGGGCAAUUACAUUGAGAGACACUAGCAACUACGAGAUCAAGCUUUACCUUUGGGGUCAGAGAGCUUCCGAAUUUAACGCUUCUGAGAUAUAUGCAAUUGGCCAAGGAGCACCAGUCAUUGCAAUCUUUGUUGGAACACUUAUGAAAUCUUACAAAGGUGAACAUUCAUUGAGUGGGAAUGCAGCUUGCCGGUGGUACAUCAAUCCGGCUGUCCCCGAAGCGCAUGCUGUUUUAGAUAGACUACGCGGCACUUUCCAGCCUGUACAGCACGUUUCACCGGAUGAACAUACAGCUGCUCUUCAGCCGGUGACUAUUGAGGCCCAGGAAAAAACUUUGGAAGACAUGUUCAAGAUUAGCCCAUAUGACUUCCCACCUGAAGGUUUUCGAUGCACCAUUACUGUUUCAAGAGUCGACCCAUUCCUAUCCUGGUGUUUCCCAUCGUGCAAUCGUUGCAGUAGGGCUGCACUUCCUGAUAGCGCUGGAUACAAAUGUCCACACUGCAAAUGCACAGGCUCUAAAUUCAAGUACAGGAUAUGCUUCAUGGGCACUGAUGGCACAGAUGAAGCAGAAUUUGUACUUUUUGGUGAUAUGGGUCGUCGCCUUGUUCACAAGGAUGUUAAGGUUUUAAUGAGAUCUUGUCGCAGCGCUGAUGGAAUUCCAAGUGAAAUAGCCUCCCUGGUUUCUCAAAAAUAUCACUUCACAGUAAAUGUAUCCAGCAAAUCCUUCGAAAAACCACAACGAUCAUACGAGGUGAAGGACAUUCAUUGUGCAUACGGCCGGCAGACUACCAUUCCAGUGAUCAGAAAGUCCGGUACUACAUCCACUAAUGCCAAACGCAAAGCUCUCUUGCCAAUUGCUGAUUCAUCCAGCCUUUUGAAACCACACAAAGAACAAGAAGUUCAAGUUGCUGCUCUACCUCAGAACGUGAAAGAUACUCCUCCACCAAAAGACCCUCCAAGCUCUACUCCGUUACAGACCAGCCAGCCUUCUACUGGACACCCAACUGAUAGUGGAGGCGCCAGAGAUACUCCUCCACGGAAAGACUCUCCAAGUUCUGCGCCGUUACAAACCAGAAAGUCUUCUUCCACACAUCCAGCUAAUGAUGCUCCAGCGAGAAAUACCCGCAGGCGAUUACUUAUGAGCGGAGAAUCAACUGACGAAGGUUUCGACAAACAUCAUGAUCCUCUUAAUGAUGAGCUGGGACAUAACUUGGAUGAUGCUACUGCUAGGUCUCUCCCUCCUCCUCAUGGUGAUGGUCGUUCCAGUGCUCACGGCGCCGAUGGUUCAACCUAACCACUCUUACUUUCCUUCUUCGUGGGUGUAAAAAAAAAAAGUGAAUCGUCAGUUUCGGAAGUGCCACUUGUGUUCUUUUGCUGUUAAUAGGACUUAAUGCAAGAGCAUCCAGCUCAGAAAUCGUGCUUGUUACCGUUCUGGUUGUAUUUACCAACUUCAUAACCGGCACUUUCAUUUUGGUCUGAAUAUACCUCUGACGUGGACCUUGUUAACACUUAUCCUUUGUAUAUAAAAUCGCCGUAUCAAUUAGCAUUGUAAUUAAACAGCCUACUUUUGUUGUGCUAACAUUCGCUGGCACUGCCGUGCACUAAACAUAUU